AUGGUUGCUUCGCAGUUGAUCAGCUCAAGAUCGAAAACUGAUUUGGUCGUCGAGGCAUUGGAUGGUCUGGUUCGCAAAUAUCAUUUCUCUUUGAACCAGAUCUUCGGCGAGCAAGUAAAAAAUCUGACGAUCGAUGACAUGGAUGAGAAAACCGAACUCUUGGAUGAGCUAGAAUCGAUCCUCUUACCCUUAAUCAAACAGCAAAUUAAUUCUAUUUUACAUUCGCUCGACCUGCGUGAUUGCGAAAUACUUCCAACGCCCGAUUUCGAGUUAACUUUGGAAAUUCUAUCAAAUCUUGACCAGACCUUGGAGAGAACGAUAUCUUCAAUUGAGCGCAUUUCUCUCGAGUCACCUAUGCCAGCCGAAACCCAUGACUAUCACUUAAAGCACUGCAAAGAGUUCCGCUGCUCUCGUCUUCUAUGGAGAAUCAAAGCUGUUGUAGAAGGCCAUCUCUGUGAACUAUUCAGAAACUUUAUCCAAUUCAUCCGAGUCUGGGAGCUUUCUGAUAGUCAUCCAGAGAGCUUGGAACAUCGAACCAAGAUAUUCCAAAAGGAGACGGAAGUGCUCAGGAUUACGGCGCAUUCUGAUCAUUCAAUCGAUGCCAUAAUCGCCUUAUUUCGCAAAUCCGACCUUGAAAUUAUUCAAGAAGAGUGGCUGGCAGCAGCGGAAUCGCUCGACAGCGUUCUGGAAUUUCUGAUCAUGCUAAGCAAUUGCACGAUUGAUUCAAAGAAGGAAGGAAUUGCUGGCCCAGCUGAUCAUAGGACGAACGGCCAGGGGGCAGAGAUUGUUGGCGUGGCCGGACUGACCAUACCGCUUGUCAAGUUAGCGAGGAUAUUCUUGAACAAGUUAGCGAAGAGGACGACCGAAGAAUAUCCGUUCAAGCUGGAUACCGAGCUGAAUUCGGAAACCCUGAACCUUUUGCAUCAAGACCCGGUGUCAAUCGCCGAGCGUCUGGAUCAGUUUUCUCUGGAAUCUACUUCACUCAUCCUAGCGGCUCAUCUUACCCCUCUACCCCACCAAUCACAAUGGUGUUCAUCCGAGCCUCAUUUCAAGACUUGGCUUCUUACUCUGAAGAAUCUAUGGUACCGGGCUAUGGAGCAUUUCCUCAACGGUCUUGAUUGCGUUGGGGGAGGUGAAUAUGAACAACCACGUCAGCAGGAGCCGGAGCACUAA
Messenger RNA from Puccinia triticina, 1173 nucleotides. RefSeq lists its product as uncharacterized. Bases 1 to 1173 code for a protein of 390 amino acids. NCBI's taxonomy places the organism in Eukaryota, Fungi, Basidiomycota, Pucciniomycetes, Pucciniales, Pucciniaceae. The record is from RefSeq and is a predicted model, not a curated record. The transcript has 3 exons.